CGAUAAGUAGGUGUAGGUCUAGGUACAUACUAGGUACCUAAGCACGUAAAUAGAGUAUCUAUUUCUUAAAGUGAGCUUAAAGUUUCAACAUGAACAAUCCGUGGAAGCUGAUCUUUGUUAUUUUAUUUACAUGCGAAGAAAUUAUCGCAGCUCAGCCAGCGAGCAAUGAUUCCACGAAAUACGAUCUUACUAAUGUUUUAAACGAUGCGAUAUUAAAACUACUCAAAAGUACUGAUUUAGUUGAAAAAUUGGAGUCGGAAAUACUCAUAAAAUCCACAAACCAUCGAAGAUGGAAUAUAAAAAUUAAUAAUACCCAAAAACUACGAUCGUUUGAAAAUACGAGUGCAAUCGAGAUAAGCACAAUGUUUACUUUCGGAUGCUCAACAGGUAGCCUAAUGUUUAGGAACCCGCCAAAUACGAUUCGUUGGGAAUUUCCUAAAAAUCGAUUCCAUAUGUUCUAUGACGAGCUGAAUUACUGGAUAGUAGGAUCCGUUCAAGUAUUAAUAAAAGAACCAGCAUGUCCUUAUUCUUAUUGGAAUUGCUAUUACAACAGCGAUUUUGAUGCAAAAGACCACAAAUACAAGAAUUACUCGAUUAUCGCAACAAACCUGUCAGCGAACCAAAGUUGCAAUGAAAAUAUCACCAUCAAUACAUCGUAUGAUCAUUCGGAAAACCCUCACGGCAUCAAACUAGAAAAGCACUCUGUAUUAUUAUCAUACAAACAACAUCUCAAGUUGAUGUACAUGAUUAGCUUGGAAUUACCAUCCAUAAUGCGCCGUUAUUUCUUCGAUGAAGGCAAUUUCAACGCACUAAUGGGCGAAAUGUUCAACCUGAACCCAAAACAGCAUAUCAUUUCAGCCUGUCCCGAUUUUUUGACAAACGAACAACGCUACUAUUACCUCCUACCGGACAUUUCUUUCGUCUACAUGAAUUUCAAAAAUAUCACCAUCAGAGGACUAUCGAAUUUUGAAUCGUACGCAAACAAUCAAUCGUGGAGUAAUCGAUAUUCAUCCUACGACCUUGUUUACACCCUACAAGUGAAGAAUGUUCGAGGACACAUGACUUUAGAUCCCGGAUUUGAACAUUUACCCCAUUUUCAACUGAAUUUCUUCAUCGGUAAUCUUGACAUAUCGUUUGUUCCAAAAAAAGGCGAAUUUCGUGUGGAGGCGCAGGAUUAUUCCAUCGUCGAAGACACUCUCCAGCCCUCCACAUUGAUAUCAUCGUGGUUGCCGGAAUAUUCAACAAGUAUUAUUGAGCUGAUCGAAUCAGCAGUGGUAGAUUCGUUGAUGCCAUCGAAAAAGGAUAAAGAAAAGUCAAGUUCAUUAUCAUCCGACUUCACACAAAUAGAAACUUCGUUCGUGGAACUUUUGAAAAAAUCUCACCCUCGGACAAGAUGAUUCCAAAUCUCGUAAAUUACAUUACAGGCAUGGAUCAAUCAGGUGGACACCUGGACAGAAAAAACAGACACAGCACUAAUUAAUUAUAAGCAACCAUAAUGUGUAAGUUUCCUGAUUAAACGAUUUAUUUCAUUUGCAGAAUAAUUUCCCCAGGUAGGUGGGUAAUUCUCAAAAAAAAGGUCAACUUUGAAGUGCAUAAUUUUGAAAAGCAAAAAUCAUUUUUUUUUGGAAAAUUUCAAGUGGGAAUCAUUUGUAUAGGUGUCUCAGAUUCCGUUUCUAGUGUUGGCCUCAAUUCAAUCCCCCCCCCUGUGGGCCCUGAUCCCCCUAAAACGGCGAUAAUUAGGAUUCGAUAUGUCGUUUGAUAUGUUUUCGAAGUCGUAGAAUUCGAAUCUGGAGUUAUUUUUUUUGUAGAGGUGGAGGGUGAGGCGUGGAGAAGAGGAAAAUGUCAAAUUUUGCUUAUAUUAUCGUGUAAUACGUCGACUAGCGCGAUAAAAGUACAUAGCCGAAGGACAAUCUCAACGUUUCUUCGUUUAAAGCCUUCAUUACUGGACAUCAUUUGAUUUUUAACACGAAAUAAAUGUGUACUUAUCAUAUAGAAUAACUUCCCUUUCUCAAUUAUCGUUUUCGGUUGAUUAGGGUAAAUAAAAACGCAAGCCGAAGGACACAGAUUUUUCUAAUUAUCAAAACUUCAUAGAAAAGUACGAUCAGAACAAGCUGUAAUGUAAUUUAAAAAAAAAAAAAACGGUGCGGAGUAACAUUUCUAUGAGAA
Molecule: messenger RNA, 2166 nt
Organism: Planococcus citri (citrus mealybug)
Lineage: Eukaryota; Metazoa; Arthropoda; Insecta; Hemiptera; Pseudococcidae
Exons: 5
Coding region: 90-1397 (435 amino acids)
Source: RefSeq, a predicted model, not a curated record